Molecule: messenger RNA, 691 nt
Organism: Exserohilum turcica Et28A
Lineage: Eukaryota; Fungi; Ascomycota; Dothideomycetes; Pleosporales; Pleosporaceae
Exons: 2
Coding region: 1-495 (164 amino acids)
Source: RefSeq, a predicted model, not a curated record
AUGAAGCCUGAAGCCAUCGACGCUUUCACGACGGAUACCAUGAGGCCCGAAGCACUCGAAGCCGCCAAGGCACCAGUCGCUCAAGACAGCAUGCAGCCGGCAUCAACAGGCUCCUCGGGCACCGAGCAGGUCUUACCAGACACUGAUGCCACUCCAGCCGAUUCGUCCUCAGAAAGCACCGCACCCACGGCAACCGAUUCCAAGGGUGAGACUGCCGGUGCUACCACCCUCGUCGCAGAAGUUCUCCAGGGCGCCAAGUCCGCAGUCGACGACGCGUUGACCUGGGCCGAGAAGAAGGUCGGCAGUCUAGGCUUAGAGCAAGGCAGUACCGGACCUUAUGACUCGCCAGCCACAUGCAUGCCUUCGGACCUCGAUGCCAUUGCCAGUGGCAUUCUGCCUGCUAUGCCGAGCAAGAAGCACGACGAGCAAGACCCAAAGGCUAAGAAAGACGAGAACGAGGACGACAAGUGCAAGGAAGAGGGCACGACUGAGUAGCCGGGCGCGCACACGGUCAAGACGCGGAGCACGGCGGGUUGCAAUAGCAACUGACGGAGAUAGCCGGCGGUGAUCACGAUAAAGCGAGCGAUAAAUGCUGCCUCCGCAUAACUAGUCUAAUCAGCAAUCGAUACAUGACUCUCAGCAUGAUAUGUUUAGCUUCCCAUGAUAGGCCCGAAUAUGGGAGGCGCAUUAG